AUGCUGCUGCUCUUCCUCCUCGUUCUGCUGGCCACGGGCAGGCCUGUGCAGGCCAUGUGGAACACCUGCGAAGGGAGCUGUGGGCUCCGGCCCUUGACUUCCGACGAUGAGCGAGGCAUGACGCGCGUCGUGGGUGGCAGAAGUGCUGAGGCAGGGGCCUGGCCCUGGCUUGUCAGCAUCCAAGAUCCCUCAGUUUCAGGCACAGGGCAUCUGUGUGGAGGGUCCCUCAUCAGCGUACAGUGGGUCCUUACAGCAGCCCACUGCUUUGCCGAGUCCAGGAAUAUCAGCACCAUGCGCCUGCUGAUCGGGGCAACCCAGCUGACCGAGCCAGGCCCUGAGGCCGAGGUGCGCCUGAUUAAGCGGCUGCUGGUUCACCAGGAAUACAGUUCUGCCGACCAGAGCAAUGACAUUGCGCUGCUGGAACUGAACGAGCCUGUCCAGUGCAGCCCCUACAUCCAGCCGGUCUGUGUGCCCAAUGGCACACUGAGCAUGGCACAGCUGGACACCUGCUACGUCGCUGGCUGGGGUGCCACCACGGCGAGAUCUCAAACAUCAAGUGAUGUUCUGCAGGAGGCCAAGGUCCACCUUAUCAAUGUCCAGAUCUGCAACAGCAGCGAGUGGUACGGGGGGGACAUCCACAGCCACAACUUGUGUGCUGGCUACCCAGAGGGUGGCAUUGACACCUGCCAGGGUGACAGCGGGGGUCCACUCAUGUGCCAGGAAAACGAUGCUGACUUCUUCUGGGUCGUCGGUGUGACUAGCUGGGGAAGAGGCUGUGCCAGAGAAAAACGUCCUGGAAUAUACACUUCUGUUCAGCACUUCUAUGAGUGGAUUCUGGUCCAGAUGGAACUGCUUCCACAAGUAGAGGCUUCUCGGGCAUGGAGUCCUUAUACAACUGACUCACAACGCUGGAGUAAUCAUCCAAACGCCCCAUGGCCCACUCUUAAGCCAUGGUCAACAAUACUCCCCACUCUUAAGCCGUGGCCAAGACCACCUCCCACUCUUAAGCCAUGGUCAACAAUACUCCCCACUCUUAAUCCAUGGCCAAGACCACCUCCCACUCUUAAGCCAUGGUCAACAAUACUCCCCACUCUUAAGCCAUGGCCAAGACCACCCCCCACUCUUAAGCCAUUGCCGACAGCAUUCCCCACUCUUAAGCCAUUGCCGACAGCCCUCCCCACUCACCAGCCAUUGCCGACAGCACUCCCCACUCAAAAGCCAAGUUCGAUACCAACGCCAGUGGAAGAGACUAACAACUGCCCAUUUCCACUCAAGAAGCUGAUAGAAUUCUUCACUAAGGUCCAGGAGCUCCUGAAGAACCUACCGGGAAUUACAGUUUGA
Molecule: messenger RNA, 1341 nt
Organism: Cinclus cinclus
Lineage: Eukaryota; Metazoa; Chordata; Aves; Passeriformes; Cinclidae
Product: acrosin-like
Exons: 5
Coding region: 1-1341 (446 amino acids)
Biological process (GO): acrosome reaction; proteolysis
Molecular function (GO): serine-type endopeptidase activity
Source: RefSeq, a predicted model, not a curated record